UGUCAAGGAUGGCACUCCUCCUACGCGAACACAAGCGUACAUAAAAACUCACACGAAGAAGGAUGGAAGCUAUCCAAAUGAUAUAGUAAAAGAGAGAUGUGAAAGGAUGGCGAUGCUAAUGCCAACCGACUCUGCCGAAUCGCCAAGCGUAACACAAGGAACGGUACGUUGGAGACAUGACGAUGCGUAUGCCUAGGCGCUUGGCAACAAGCCGGAGUACGCCGGCAGAGUUAGGCAGGUUGGACCAAAUAUUUGGCCUAUGCGAGGGUCCAUACGCUCUUACCAUACACCAUCACAGCCGCAUUCACAAAAUCAAGGGCACGCCGUCUUUUCGCAAGAAAUGUUUGUUUCUGAGAUGGAGAGAGCACUCGAGGUUGAGAGGGCACGACACAGUUCUGAGAUGGAGAGAGCACUCGAGGCUGAGCGGGCAAGACAAGCUUCUGAGAUCGAGAGAGUACUUGAGGGUGAGCGGGCACGACACAAGUUACAAAUGGAUGAGGUGUUGGCAGCACAAUCUCAGAUUAUGUCCCGUUUUAGCCAAAUGGAGUCAUUGUGGCGCCAAUCAGUAUCCGUGCCUGGAGUCUCUCAUGAUAAUAUAGUGCCAGACAAAAAUUCUGCACAUCAUAUGAAUGUGUCAUCUGUUGAUAGCAGAUCAGAUCCUACGGAAAAUGCUAUGCAGUUACCCGAUCAUGAAAAUCUUGCCAACGAUUGAUAUUGGGUAACAUUUAGGUUUAUUUUAGUUGGCAAAUAUGUACUUGCCUUUUUUUGUUCCGGUUUUGUUAUCAAUCUAUGACAAAGAUUGAUUAUAUAUUUUGUUUAUUGAAACCUUUGUUUUGAUUGUUAUGAAUUUAUGACAUAUUUUUAUUGAAACUUUUGGAAUGA
Messenger RNA from Alnus glutinosa, 882 nucleotides. RefSeq lists its product as uncharacterized. The coding region runs from base 260 to 712 and encodes 150 amino acids. The record is from RefSeq and is a predicted model, not a curated record. Lineage: Eukaryota; Viridiplantae; Streptophyta; Magnoliopsida; Fagales; Betulaceae. The transcript has 3 exons.